Castor canadensis (American beaver) is the source of this 4011-nucleotide messenger RNA. Lineage: Eukaryota; Metazoa; Chordata; Mammalia; Rodentia; Castoridae. The record is from RefSeq and is a predicted model, not a curated record.
AUGUCGAUUAUCUUUCGCCCCAACGCAGCGGACGACCAGGAUUGCACGUCAGGACCGCUACGGACCUCCACCAGAGUUUCCUCUGUUCGCCCUGCGCAGCAUAGUUCACCAGCUUUCGGGUCCCGACGCGUGCGCUUCGGGUCCACCUCCCCGGCGCGGCGGUGCGAGACGGCCGGUGGUGCCCCUCGGCGGACUGAGAGGCCUCGGGAUCCCCACUUCGGGGACGGGUCGGGUUGGGUGGCCGACGUCGCCGCCGACCCCGUGCGCUCGCUCCGCCUACGCUCCGCGCGGAGGCUGGAGGCGGGUGGCUCGGACGGACCCCCGGGCCCGACGCGCGACUUCGCCCGGGCGCACUGGGGACAGCCGCCCCCGCCCCCGGCACCCCCCCGUCGGCGCGACGGAAGGGGCGGGGUGGGAAGAAGCGGGGCGCGGGCCGUGGAGGGCGGCCCGCCCCCCUCGGGAGGGUUGCCCCUCCCUCCGCCGCCCGCGCCACCUCCGGCCGCGAGGGCGGGAGCGCGGGGCGGGCGGGGGAGAGCGCGGCGACGGGUCCUGGCUCCCUCGGCCCCGGGAUUCGGCGAUCGCUGCUGCCGGGGCGGGGCUGUAACACCCGGGGACCGGGUCCCGCCGGCCCCGCCCGCCGAGACGGACGGGGACCGGGCGGGGACCCCCGGGCCACCUUCCCCGCCGGGGCCUUCCCAGCCGUCCCGGAGCCGGUCGCGGCGCACCGCCGCGGUGGAAGUGCGCCCGCGGCGGCCGGUCGCCGGCCGGGGGCGUCCCCCGCCGACCCCACCCCCGGCCCCGCCCGCCCGCCGCCACACCCCCCUCGGCCGCACCCCCACCCCGACGCCCCGGAAGGGGGACGGGGCGGCGGAGGGGACCGGGGAGGAGAGGGCCGCGCGGACGGGUGAGGGUCGGAGGAAACGGGGAGCGGGAAAGAUCCGCCGGGAACCGCCGGCACGGCCGGACGCGCGCCGCCGGGUUGAAUCCUCCGGGCGGACUGCGCGGACCCCACCCGUUUACCUCUUAACGCAACCCGACUCCGGGAAGACCCGGGCCCGGCGCGCCGGGGGCCGCUACCGGCCUCCACACCGUCCGCGGGCUGGGCCUCGAUCAGAAGGACUUGGCCCCCCACGAGCGGCGCCGGGAGUGGUCUUCCGGCGGGGAGCCGGGGGUGCGGAGGCGGGCGCGGGGAAAGGAAGGGGGACGGGCGCCGUGUGGGGGCGCGGGGAGGCCCCGUCGGAGGUUGGCGGGGGAGGAGGAGGAGGGAGGAGGAGGAGGAGGAGGAGAGGAGAGCGGGAGGGCCGGGGCGGGCGGCGGCGCGGAGCGGAGGCGCGGAGGGGGCGGCGGAACCGUCCCCGCGACCCGACUCACCCGCACGCGUCCGCCGCCGGACCCGCACCCGGCACGACACCGCGUCCUCCCCCCCGCACCACCACACCACCACCACCACCACCACACCCACGCCCCCGAACGAACCGCGCGCCGCCCCCGGGACGCUCCUUCCCCUUUCCCCCUCCUCCGCGCACAAGCCACGCGCGACCGCGAGGCUCCCGGAGAUGGAAGGCCGGCCCCGUCGGUCGGGGCGACGCGCACGCGACGCGCGAGAGCCGCGGAGAGAGUCGAGGGAGCGCGGGCGCGGACCCCGCCGCCGGAGGGCGGGUGACGCGCGCCCACGCGCCGAGGCUUCCACGGCGCCGACGGCCGCCCGGUGCCCGCCGCGGGAGACCCCGUCUUUCGCUCUUUUGUCCACCCCCACCACCGUCCCCCGCGCUCUUCCUCGGACCCGCCGGCUCCGCGAGGCCAGCCCUCCCUCCCCGGAGGGGGCGGAGGCGGCGGGCCGGCCGACCGGGACGAGACGGGAGGGGCGGGAGGGCGGGAGCGAUGGGCGGGACGGCCCCGGGGCGGGACGGGACGGACGGGCGGCGGGUGAACACGGGCCGGCGUCGGCGGUGGGCUCGGGCGACGCGGCGCGACGCGGCCGCGCCCCGGGAGGGAAGCGCGCGCGGGACGGACACCGCGGCGUCCCGCGGGCCCCCCCGGGGCGUGCGUCCCCGGGGGCGCGGACCCCGCAAACGCGACCCGCGGGGCCUCGGAGCGAGCCAGACGGACCCCGGUGCGGCGCGAGACGCCGUUCCCGGACGGGAACGCCGCGGGGACGCGGGAAUUCGUCGCCUCGGCGUGAGCGCCUCCCCGCGGGCCACGGGCCGCGGCGGAGGGCGCCCGCGACCCUCGCUCUCUCGCUCGUCUCGGCGACGUGACGCGCACGCGAUCGGCCGUCGUCUGCUCUUAGGGGACGGAGGGCCCGCGGACGAGAGUCGGGCUGGCCCACGAGCAACCCCCAGCCGCGCGACAACCCCCCCCUCCCCGGCUGGAGAGCUCGGAAGCAGACCACCGCGGGGGAGGCGAUUGAUCGUCAGGCGACGCUCAGACAGGCGUAGCCCGGGAGGAACCCGGGCCGCAAAGUCGUACGAGGUUUUUACACGAGGGUGGACGGCGGGCGGGGCGCGCGCCGGCGUGGGAGAGGGACGAUCGCGUCCCCCCCCACCCGCACGCGCGCGCGCGCCCACGCCCUCCCGCCCGGCUGACGCGGCACACAGCCCCCUCUCCCGUCCCCGCGGGCGGUCGGAAGAGGGGGAUCGCCUCGGUCCGGCCAGCACAGGUGACGACGAGACGAGAACGCCUUUUGGGGUCGGGAAGAGAACGAGACGCGGGGGGCCGGCAUCCGUCCGGCGCCACCCGCGAGGGCGAGCGCGCGGGCGGCACCGAACCCCCACAGGCGCCCGGGGGUUCCCACCACCGCCCCCACGGCGACCCAGAGCGGAACGGAGAGGGCGGACAGCGCGAAAGCGACGCGCGCACGCGCGGCACCACGGCGACGGUCCCCGAGGGUCUCCCAAACCCCGGCGGGGCCGCCGCGGGCGCGCGCGCGGGCGCCACGGCCCACCCCGCCGCCCGACCUGGCCCGUCGUGGGGUUUGGGUGGCGGAGUCCGGAGGAGACCGGGAAGAGCGUGUGUGUGUGUGUGGGGAGAGAGCGGACCGGGACGGGGCCCCGGACCGCACGACGCCCCAUCACGCGGCCCCACGACCCACGCGGGGCCCGCCGCCCCGACCCCGCGGGCGGACGGGCGACCCCCGAGGGGUCUUUAAACCUCCGCGCCGGAAGCGCUAGGUACCUGGGACAGGAGCGGCGGACGGGCGAGGCGGGGAGGGACGGCGGAUCCGGGAGCGAGCCGGCUCCACCCCCCCUCGAGCUCCCCCCACCACCGCCUGCACGGCGCGGGACACGCGGGACCGGCCGCGGCGCCGCCGGGCCCCGCGACGCGGAGCGGACGCACGCCCCCCCCACGGCCGCUCCCACACGCUCCGCCCUCGCGCCUUCCCUCCACGCCCCUCACCUCCUCGCGCCACCCCCGGCCCGCGAGACCCGCGGGGAUCCCGGGACCCGCCUCUCCUUCCACGACGCGCGCCGAGCGAGCGGCGCCGGGGGAGGAAGGGGCGUGCCGCUCGCGGAGGCGGUGGAGCUCGCGGGGCGACGGGUGACGCGCGGAGAAGAGACCCGGAGGCGAGGCGGCCGGGCGGGCGGGCGGGCGAGAACGGCCGGCGAGGGGAGCGAGACGCCCGCCACCCCCCCCCACCACACGGCGUGGUGGGGCGGCCGGCGCCGCGGGAGACGGCGCGGACGGACGGGGGACCCCGAACGGACCACCCGCGUACGGGCGGGCGGGCCCCCGCAGAAACGCCCGCACCCCCCGGGCGCGCGGCGCCGAGGGCGACCGGCGGCCCGCGAGACCGCGCGCGGGCGGGGAGACUCGGAGGGAGGAGCGGGGAAGCGGAACGCUCGAGGUCCGCCCCCCGAUGCCCCGGACACACCGCGAGACGCCGCCCGAGAGCGGAAAGCCGGGCCCGCGGUGAUAGUCAAGUUCACCGUCUUCUCCAGCGCUCCGCCAGGGCCGUGGGCCGACCCCGGCGGGGGCCGAUCCGAGGGCCUCACUAAACCAUCCAAUCGGUAG